Molecule: messenger RNA, 1580 nt
Organism: Centruroides sculpturatus (bark scorpion)
Lineage: Eukaryota; Metazoa; Arthropoda; Arachnida; Scorpiones; Buthidae
Exons: 6
Coding region: 9-575 (188 amino acids)
Source: RefSeq, a predicted model, not a curated record
UUGAAAAAAUGGUUUGCAUUAAAACGUGCUGCUUUUGCUUUAAAAACACUAAAGAUGGAUCCUUGGCCUGUGCCGUGUUUUAUAUGGUUAUGUGUUUGAUGAAUGCAACUUUAUGCAUUUAUGUGUUGAACAACGACGAAGUUAUGCACACUGUUGCUCAAAAUAUUAAAAUUGGAGAAGACUAUGAAAGGAUUGCGUACAUAUCCCUGUUGACAGAAACGAUAAUUAUGUUCGUGAGUAGUGUUUUACUUGCAAUCGGAGUGAGAAAAGAUAAUCGUUACCUCUUCUUACCUUGGAUGUGUUGCGCGGGUCUCGAAUGUUUUGGCUUAAUUGUCCUCAUACUUUUAAUUACGUAUUUUAUUAUGAUUUCAAGUGUUUAUCCUGUCUUUGUAAUUGUUCUUUUGAUUUUGCUGUUUGGAAUUUCAUUUGUGCUCUACAUGCUGUUGUGUGUCUCGUCACAAUACCAAUUGCUGGCUAAUAUGCCACUUCUCAUCACUUACAAAAUUUUUAACACAUGCAGCAGCUACGAAAUAGACAACAGCUUGACACGUGACUCCGUGUUAUUGAGUACCUAAUAGUCGAUUCGUCGGAAUGCCUGUUGUUGUUACGAUGAGAUGAGUCUGCUCCACCUAAUAUUUGAGUAAUCUUUCAUCUGUGAGCAUAAAUUACAUAUACAAAUCAAUAAUAGUGAACUUUCUAACGUUACGGAUUGGGUGUAAAGUAACUAGGCAUUGAGAAAUCGCUCUAAUUUCUAUAUUUCUAAAGCAUAAAUAUGAAAUAAUUUUCUUCUUGUACAUUUCUAAAUGGAAAUUUAGAUUAGUCCCUCAAAAGUCAAUGUAGGCACCGGCGCCAUCCAGUAACUUCCUGUAACAAACGGGGAUUGUGAUAUGGAUGGACGUCCACUUUUCUAUGCGGCCGCAACCAAACUUGCGUUCAUUAGUUGCGAAUGACAAUUGUUGACUGUUUCCGAACGGAUUAUUCAAUGAUGUCCGUACUCCACCAUGCUGUACAGAAAUGUAUAGUAUAGCAAUCAAAGAUUUCCACAUCUCAUUGCUUGCAACAAUCAUUGCUGGCUCCCGAACAGACAAUCGGUCGGCUAUCUAUUUUGUCAUUACACUUGCGGACUCUCUCUUCACUGUCCAUAAUACCGAUGCAGAAAUUAUAAAAUUUCAUUGACGUUUGUGCAUGAUCAUAUAAAUUUUAUUAGUAUUGUGUUAAUAUUACAAAAAUUGUAGUGAUUUUUUAAUGCCUACUGACUUUCCAUCCAUUUUGUAGACAUUACUCAUUCUUACGUGUGUUAGUAUUGUUGAACGAUAUUAGUUUUAAUGAAUACAAAUGUAUAAGCAUUAAACUUAAAAGUAAAUAUUAUAAAUCUAAAUGUGGAUUUUAUUAUUAACGUAACAAUUAAAAUGUACUGGGAUGCAUAACAGUGAACGAAGAGAUUUUGGUAUUUUUCUAUCUGGACGUGUAUUUAAGACAAUUGUUUCUUACACUUUCCCAUGUUUCUGCUAGCUUCAAUCGUUUGUAACACACAUACACAAGAAAAUAGUUUUGUACUGUUGUAUAAUUGAUUAAAGUAU